AUUCUGCAAUCGAUUCUCAGCCCUGGAUGUAGUGAGUGGUGAUUUGGAUGGAGAUGAAGGCGGUGGUGUCCUGUGCCGGGCUUUUGCUUCUAUUUGCGUGGCUUUCUCCAAGCCAAGCCCUUUAUUUCCACAUCGGAGAGACGGAGAAGAAAUGUUUUAUAGAAGAAAUACCCGAUGAAACCAUGGUGAUCGGAAGAUACAGAACACAGCUGUGGGACAAACAGGCUGGCUCUUUUCUCCCGUCCACCCCUGGAUUAGGCAUGCAUGUGGAAAUCAAGGAUCCUGAGACCAAUAUCAUUCUGUCCCGUCAGUAUGGAUCAGAUGGACGUUUCACCUUCACGUCCCACACACCAGGCGAGCAUCAGAUCUGCCUUCACUCCAACUCCACCAAGAUGGCACUGUUUGCUGGAGGAAAACUGAGAGUCCACUUGGAGAUUCAGGUUGGUGAGCACACCAACAACUACCCCGAGAUCGCAGCCAAAGACAAACUGAGCGAGCUGCAGCUGAGGGUCCGACAGCUCCUGGACCAGGUGGAACAGAUCCAGAAAGAGCAGAACUACCAGCGGUAUCGUGAGGAGCGUUUCCGUAUGACAAGCGAGAGCACAAACCAGCGCGUUCUGUGGUGGUCUAUCACUCAGACCAUCAUCCUCAUCAUCACUGGCAUCUGGCAAAUGAGACAUCUCAAGAGCUUCUUCGAGGCCAAAAAGCUGGUGUGAAAAGCAGAAAGCAUUUCAAAGACACUAACCCAUUCAUUGCCGUUGGGUUUCUCAAGCAUGGAAAUACUCAGUGCUUCAUUUCAAUGUUUUCUUUUUAAACUCAGUUCGGUUCAACAUUAUCUUCGGCAGAGCUUUGAAUUAAGUCUUAAACAUGCAGAAUAUUAACAACCCUUAAUUCUGCUCUAUACCCGAUACCCAUUUAUCAUUAAUCAUAAAUGUCUAGAAUGGUGUUCAAAUUACUAAAGAGUGUGAUAUGAAAAUGUUAAAGUGAUGAUCAUUAUGGGUGCAUGGAAACUACUGUUGACUAUAAGGUUGCAUUACUGAUAAAUGUGAAGAAUCAAGCCAGCUAAUCAUUUAAGCAUUUCUAAACAUUUUUAAUAUGUAUAUAUUGAGGUCUAUUGAA
Messenger RNA from Rhinichthys klamathensis goyatoka, 1119 nucleotides. It is a transcript of the gene tmed4, whose product is annotated as transmembrane p24 trafficking protein 4. The record is from RefSeq and is a predicted model, not a curated record. Gene Ontology annotation, cellular component: endoplasmic reticulum; COPII-coated ER to Golgi transport vesicle; endoplasmic reticulum-Golgi intermediate compartment. The transcript is spliced from 5 exons. The coding region runs from base 48 to 716 and encodes 222 amino acids. NCBI's taxonomy places the organism in Eukaryota, Metazoa, Chordata, Actinopteri, Cypriniformes, Leuciscidae. Gene Ontology annotation, biological process: endoplasmic reticulum to Golgi vesicle-mediated transport; Golgi organization; positive regulation of canonical NF-kappaB signal transduction.